UAUACCAGAACAGGAGAGAAAACAUAAUAAAGUAAAAAAUAAAAUAAAUAAAACGACACAAAUAGGAAGGAAGAUUGGCAUUACCAAAUCGAUCCAGUGUUUCCGAUAAUCAAUUCCAAAUAGAAAUCUGUACGAACAUGGCUUUCUUUAAGUUUGCGCUCGUGAGUUUGGUCAUUGUCAAUGCUGCAUUCGCAUCGCCUUUGGUUCAAUAUCCACAGCACGAAGAGCAACAGGAAGUUGCUUAUGAGGAAAACGAUGCGGGACAGCAAGAAACUGAAGCUGAAAGCAAAGGAAUAGAAUAUGAUCAUCACGUAGAUUAUUAUGCACCACCAAAAUACGUAUAUAAAUAUGGAGUGAACGAUUACCACACCGGCGAUAUCAAAUCGCAGCAGGAAUCCAGAGAUGGUGAUGUCGUCAAGGGCAGUUACUCCGUGGUUGAACCAGAUGGUACCAUCCGCACCGUCGACUACACAGCUGACAAACACAGCGGUUUCAAUGCCGUCGUCCACAAAUCGGCACCAAUCAAACGCCAGGAAGAAUCUCAACAGCAGCAACAACAUUACGAAUACCAAUAAUCCAUACCAAAAUAACUAACAACAUUUAAUUUAAUUCAUAUGUCACAAUUACGGAUUGUUAUACACAAAACACUACUACUUAUAGUAUUUACAACUGUAAUCGUUAAAGUAUUUAGUAAGAUU
Molecule: messenger RNA, 698 nt
Organism: Nicrophorus vespilloides
Lineage: Eukaryota; Metazoa; Arthropoda; Insecta; Coleoptera; Silphidae
Product: cuticle protein 18.6-like
Exons: 3
Coding region: 138-575 (145 amino acids)
Cellular component (GO): extracellular matrix
Source: RefSeq, a predicted model, not a curated record